AUGACGCUCCCCGACGAGGACGAAAACAUUCUCUUCUCGGAGGUUGCAGAUUUUUCCCUUUUCUCCCUUCCAGGAAGACGAAGCGCCGCCAAUCGCAGCGACGCAGCGGCGCCCCCGAGCAUCUCAGACCUCCUCGGCGUCAAAGAUGUGCACGACGACGAGGAGGUCGGCUCUGCAAUCUGGGAAGCCUACGACCGCCUCUUCUCGAAAGUCUCCAACGCAGUCUGUUCCUCCUCUGGCUCAUCUGUCUCCUCUUCUUCCUCAUCUUGCUCUUCUGCCUCUUGCGUCGCGUCGCCUGGGGGCUCGCCCGUUCGCGCUGCGUUUGUGCACAUCUUUUGCUCUCGUGAGAAUGUCUGCGACGGCUUCCGCGUUCUGUACUCCUUCGCCUUCGAGGCAGAGACCGGGGAGAGAAGUCACGAGGCGUCGCAGGUGGUCGCGGCCCUCGCUCUUUGCCUUCUUCGCUGCCCGGCAUGCGUCGUGGCCUAUGUGUGUGGGUGUCGCCAGUUCCUCCUUGCGCUCGGGAGAAGCCGGGGAGGGAGCCAAGAGGAGGCGCGGCUGAACAGCCAGGCGACGGCCGCGAGCGCAGACGACCUGACAGACGUCGAAGACUCUGAGGAGGCGAGGAGUUUCUGCGCGAGGCUCCAGCAGAAACUUCUGGCUUGGGACCUGCUGCGUCUCCUGCCGGUCCUCGCCGCUGAUCGCGACUGCAGAGACGAGGAGAACCGACAGGAGGACGCGGCAGAACAGACGAGUGUGGAGGCAGGGACGAGAGCCAGUAGACGUGAGACUCCACCAGACAUCCACGCACGAGCUGCAGCCCCUGCGACGACCGACGGAGGGGAGAACAGGGAAAUACACAUGGAGAUUCCGCUGCCGAGGCAGAUGGCGACAGACACCCGAGACGUCACCCGUUUCAGCCUCUGGACAACCAGUGAAGAGACAGAAGAAGAGAAAGGACCGUUUCUCGACGAGGAGGAAAGACUCGCUGUCUGCCGCCAUACGCCUUCUCUCUCUGCUGGCAUCCCGUCGACAGAGGAUGCAUGCCGACAGGAAUUCCGCACAACACACCUGCAGGGGCUGCUGGAACGCCUUUCUCAGAAACGGUUUUUUUCCAACUCUUCGGAUCCCGGGCGACUUGUCUCUGCUACCUGUUAUCCUCCUGUGCCUUCAACACCCUCACCCGCCGCGUCAAGCUCUCCUCGUUCGUCUUGUCUUUCUGCACCUCUCGCCUCCACGUCUCCCCUUGCCUCUUCUUCGUGUUCCUCUUCUGAGUCGUCUUCGUCCACUUCUUCCUCUUACUUCGCAUCUUCUUCGUCUUGUUUUUCUCUUCGUUACUCGACUGUCUGUGCACUCUUGGAAGUGCUCCUGGACAGCGCUCGACUGUUGUACGUGGAUUUCCCCUUGUCUCUCGAUUCGCUCCAGGAAGAUUUGAGGGACUUCGGUUCUUCGCUUCCGGCUCUGCUUCUACCUCUUCUGCGCCAAAGGGCUCUCUGUCUGUCCCCUGCAGAAGGACGUGAGACUGGAGCUUGUGCAUUUGGAGCAGACGCGUCUUCUUUUUCUUCUCCUCCUCCUCCCUCUUCUCCUUCUGCUUCUCUUCCCUCUUCUGCGUCUGCUUCGCCUGGAAUUCGGGAGGGGGAGGAAGGAACUCUGGAAGGGGAGAACUCGUGGAAAGAACGGGCAUGGAGAGGAAACGAUGGAGAGACAAACUCGAAGGGAGACAGAAGGAACAAAGGCAACGCAGAGACGCGACGACAACAGAGUGAAAGAAUGUGGCUGCGACUGAGCAGCGCGGACUUAUGGUCGCUGUGUGGGAUGACACCCGAGAUACGCGAGCGGCUGUCCGUCCACCGGAGAACUUUGCGGAGCCUUGUCACGAGUCAUCCUUCUCUUCUCGCCGUUGCUUGGUCGUCCCCGGAGGAGCUCUCGUCUACUCGGUUCAACGAGCUUUGGCAGGCGUCUCUUUCAGCUUCGGGACUCGCGUCCUCGGCCGCUCUGCCGCCGUCGACUCUGCUUCUGCCUCUCCUCCCUUCUCCCAUCUUCUGCAUCGGGAUUCUUUUGCAUGCGCUCCUGCUGCAUCCCUUCGAAGUUGCUCCUCUUCUUCUCUCUUUCCAAACCCACGCACUCCCUGCCCUCCGCCUCGCUGCUUGCGCCGCUCUCCACAUAGCAGCUGUCCAAAAGCCUGGUCUUCUUCUACAGCCUUCUUCUCCGUCUUCCUCUUCCUCUUCUUCGUCUUCCUCUUCGUCUUCGUCUUCCUCUUCCUCUUCUUCCUCUUCUCUGUCUUCCUCUCCAUCUCCAUUCGCUUCCGGAGAGCGUUCGGGUCUAGUUGGCGCGUCCGAUGACGAAGUCCUGUGUUUGGGAGAAGAGCGAGGGGGGACCUGUUGGGCGGAGGCGAGUGCAGCUUCAGCCCCCGAAAGCGGCGACAGAGUGCUGGAACUGUCGCCGGUGGCUACGCCGAUGUCUGCUCUCCUCAGCGUGACGCAAGUGUGGUGCACGCUUCUGCAUAUUCUCUCCCUGCGGGCGACUCAAUGGAUGGAGGACUUGGACGUUUGCUACCAGCAAAGCCGGAGUGACGGGGAGAAGACAGAGCGCGAGAGGGAGGUCGAAGAGAACGUCUCCAGCUCUCUGCACCAGCUUGUUCUCAUUCUCCGUGCAUUCCACUCUCUCUUUGUCGUCGUUCUCUCCUCUCCUGCAGCCCUUUCCGAGCCUGCCAGCAAAGUGGGGGAGGAACUCGUCCAGUUCGCGACGCACGGUCUACCACGGUAUUCUCCUCGGGUGUCUCCCCAUCCCUCUUGCUCAUCCUCGGUGCCGUGGACUCCUAACAAUUCUUCGUUCUCCUCCUCGUUUCCUCCCCUGGACUCUGCACGCGACUGCGAGCCGUCUUCUUCUUCUCUCGUGUGUCGAGGGAAAGCAGCGAAGCGUCUAGGAUGGGAGCGUCGCCGGCGCGAACAUCUGGGUCGCGCCGAGCUCGGCAGAGAAAAGGACGUCUCUCAGUUCCCUGCCCUUGGAUCCGUGGCGGCUGCGAUCGAGGAGGAACUGAGUGCCUGCGCGUCUCACGAGAAGAAGCGGGCGGUCCUCCGCGCCGCGGAGAAAAACGAGCGCGGGUGUCUAGACAGCGCCGCGUCUCCGGUUUCUUGCUCAGCCGCGAGAGACACCAGUCUGGCCCGGUUUCUGGCUCUUCGUGACCAAGAAGAACGCGCUGCUCUACAGAGAGAGGGCCUCUUCUUGCUGCUGCCGUUCCCGCCAGAUGGUGAGACGCAAGAGAAGAAGCGAGCAGAAAAAGGCGAAGGGUUUUCUCGCGUCGUCCUGCUUCUCGACGGACAGUCGGCAACGCUCGCUCUUGGGGGCCUUCCAAGAAUUCUUGAAAAGCUUGCGACGGGGCUCCUCGACUUGUGGUGUCUCCUCCAGCGUCGCCCCUCUCUGUCAGAACGUCGGGUGUCGCGAGUCCGCGCUGACCUUCGCGGUUCCCAGGGAGAAGAAGCCAGCUCUGGAGAGGAAGAAAUUGCUUUCAAAGCAGAAGAUGCUGUCCCUAGAGGAGUAACUCCAGCUGAAAAAGAAAGUGCCGCUCCAGGAAAAGAAGCUGUCGCUAAAGGAGAAGGAAGAGAUGGAGAUGAACCUUUUUCCAGAGGGGACAGCGACAUCGGAACCCAGAGAGAGGCGAGUGCGGCAGACGCGUGGCUGUUGCCUCGAGAGGCGUCAGUGGUUCUCAGUUUCAACUUGUGUUGCGCGGACGUGCAUGACAUGGAACUCCUCGUCCUGAAAGCGUUGCUUUUUGCGCUUUCCCUGCUGAGGAAAUGCGUUCUCUGUUUUCACGGACCUUCUCGCCUCUCCUCGCGGCUCUUCUCCCACCCACAGGCUCCGCUCGCGAGUCGGAAACCACCCACAGAGCGGCUGGCCCUGGUGUUACAUGCAGUGGCUAGCCAAGCCCAGAGACGCCGAGUCUCUCUCGCCCGCGCUCGCUCGCUCGCAGAGACUCGAGAGACACGUCGGCAGUCGAGGCUCUCUGAAACCCAAGACCGGAAGACACUCGCCCCGCAAACCUUUGCACGGCAACGGCCGGCGACAGACGUUCGAGGCGAGUUCUCGUCUGCAGACGCAGAGGCGUCCGGGCGCCGUGGAGAUGUGAAGACAGAGAGAAAAGAAGAAGGGGAGGGAGCAGAACGGUCAAAGGAAGGAGCAGAGAAUGAAAGAGAAAUGGUUUUGAAAGGGAUGAUGUGGGCGUGCGAUCUGCUGGAGCGCAUGAGUAGGAGUAUCGCCAAAUCCCUACCGAGACUCGAGGAAAGAGACGAGAAAACGGGAGAUCCGAAAGGGCCAGACAGCCGAAAAGAAGAGCAACUCGAGGAGAACGGUCGAGCCCGGAGCGAGGAGACGACAGAGGUUGAAAGUUGGCGUGAAGAGGACGUAGUCGCGCGUCUGAUGGAUGAAAUUCUCGGCGGACCUCCUGUUGAUCUCGAAGGUCAAAGCCAUCUGGAAGCGUCGAGUUGUUCUUCUUCAUCUUUCCGGGGCGAUGCUCCGCUUCUCGCUUCACCUCCAGCUGCGGCGACUUCCAGAGGGCGCGCUCCCUCAGAUGUGUCUGCGCCGCAUAUGGCCAGGCCGCGGCGCUCGGCCCGCGCUGAGUUCGAAGCAGACGAGGGUGGCGAGAGUUCCUCUUUCGCUCGUCCCACUGAGGAGCCUGAAGUCGUUCUCGUCUCGGAUUCGGAUGAAGAGCCGCAGAGCCUCCUCUCGCCUUCGACCUCCGUGCCGAGUCCGCGCAAGCACUCCGCAUUUGUGAGAGACGUUUUUCUGUCGAAGCCUGAAGAGCUCGCCAUGCGCGGAAGCGAAAGCGAGAGAGAAGGAGGAAGCGUGGACGGGUUCGACGGGGGCCUCCGAGGAGACACAGAAGCUCGCCGAAGAGAUAGAACGGACACUGCAUGCGCUUGGAGUCCCUCAGGUUCCGAUAAAGAUCCGCAGGGCGGCAGUCUGGAGCGACAGAGAAUGCGCGACAGAUCACACGAAAAAACUGGCUCGGAUUCCUUUUCCCUGCGGAACUACGGAGACCGUCGACCGCCCGACGUGGAGCUGAUUUUGAGCGACGAUGAAGAUGGAGAAGAAGAAAGAAAAGAAGAAGGAGAAAAGAGGAGACAGCCGCGUUUGCAGGACUGUAGAGGGAGAACGCAUGGCCAAAGAUGGAGAGAGGACGAGCAAGAGAGCGAACGACAAGCUGGUUUCGAGUGGACAUGCUUAGAGAGCGAGGAAAGCGGAGGAGAGGCGCAGCUCAGGGAAGCCGGAGUCAAGAGGCAGAACCAAAGAGAGAGACCGCGUCCUCCACAUGCUCAGACGAAGCGACAACGGACGUCGGAGAAUUCGUCGGAAAUUCUAGCCUUUUCUGGCUCUUCUCCGAGUCGCCGGUCUUCUCUCGCCUCUACUUCUUCCUCCAGAUCCAGCUCGAAGUCUUCACCGUGCCGAGAAAUUCUCAGCAUAGGCCAGUCGUCUUCCACCUGCUCCUCCGGUGUCUCUGCUCAUCCUUCCCCUUCUUCUUCUCCGUGUCUCUCCCCUUCUGCCGCUUCAUCUCGCUCUUCCUCGUCUUCGUCUUCUUCACGGUUCCGUGCUCCUUCUUCUUCCUCUUCUUCUUCGGCUUCCUCUUUUUCUCCCUCUCCUUCCUCUCUCUCGGUUUUCUCUCCUCCUUGUUCUUCUGUGUCUCGGGCUCCUGGGAGCGCCGACCUUUCGGCUUUGUGGGCAGACGCAGAGGCCGCGCAAGGCCUGCAGCUGACGGUGUGCGCGGCGCGCGACGCUGUGGAGCAGAUGCAGUGUCGCCAGGAGGCAGGCGUACAGGCGAAGCAAGCGCGGAGGGGAGGGAGCCGUCCUCGACGAAGCGAAGUCUCUCUCCGCUCGGUUUUCACCGUUCCAGAGUCACCCGUUGACUGGCGCGCGGAAACUGGUCCACCAGCGGUUGCUGGAGCUGAAGGUGACGCAGUGAGGGAAGGCAAGAGAGACAAGAUUUCUUCCAAGUUUGAACGCGACACAGACGCCUCAAAUGCCAAGGAAAGGUCUGCCGCGUCCCUGGAUCCGACUCUCCGUUCCUCACCUCUACAGAGAACUCCAGGCCUUCCGCUACAGACCUCAAGACACCCCGAUACCUCCCGCUCUUCUCCGAGUCUCCUGCAAAACAUGCCUGCUCGUCGCCACUCUCCUCCUUCUUCCGCUUCGUCUCCUCUUGUUCCUUCUCCUCUGUGUGUUGCGUCUUCUUUUCGACCUGCUUCGGUGGUUGCGGCUGCGCAUGCACAGGUGACAGAGACCCGUCGGCGCGCUCAGCGGCUCCUCCAGGCUCGACUGGACGGGGGGUUCGCUCUGCGGGGAGGAUCCUUGAGAGGCGCGAGUCUCGCGGGAUUGCUUUCUUCCCGUUGGGAGAAGAGCGUGCAUGCGAGGUCGAGCGCCGCUUCCUUGUCUGCCUUGAAUCAGAAGUCAAAGCUACGAGCAGUCGCAGAGAAAAUCGGGUUCCAAGGCCCCGUGGUGCGUCGGCCGCGGCCCGAAGGUCGGAGAGGAGGCGUGGAGACGACGAGCAACGUCGAGGGAGAAAGGAGGGCAGAGGCGAUGCGAGGAGAAGAAAAGGCGACUGCGGAGUCACGGAGAGCGGAACAAAUUCGACGCAUGCGGAGAGAACUCGAGAAAAAGCCUUUGAGAGACAAAGAUGCCGGACCUCCAGAAGCGACAAAGAGACAUGUGCUCCUCGCCCCCAGUGCCAGUGGCGGGCCGCACAGGCAAAGGAGCAAGAGACCUGCGUGGAUGUCUGUAGAAGAAUGGGAGAAGGAGAAACUGCGAGCGUGGACUGAACAAGAAGUUUGUGACGCGCGACAGAGGAAAGAACAGCGAGAGAAGAAUGAAGAGCGGGAGCAGAAGGAACAGAAACAACGCAUGCGGCAGCAACAAACCGAGCAACGAGAAAGACAGAAAGAGCAGGAAGAGACAAAACGGAAGAUGGCCCUCGAACGAGCACGAAUCGUUGUCGAGGCAGAGGCGGGCGUUGACCAGUUUCUCUGGAGACUUUUGCAUGUCGAUAUCCAUGGCUUAGCGAGAGGCGACGAAGGCCCGUGGCAAGAGAAUGAAGAGGAAAUUCACUCGCUUUCUCCACAUUCUUUAUCUCCCGCUUCCCUCCCAUCAUCAUCUUCCUUUUCUUCUUCUUCCUCUUCCUCCUCUUCUUCCUCUUCCUCUUCCUCCUCUUCCUCUUCUUCCUCAUCCUCUUCCUCCUCGUCUUCCUCCUCUUCCUCUUCCUCCUCUUCUUCCUCUUCCUCUUCUUCCUCUUCCUCUUCUUCCACCUCCUCUUCUUCCACCUCUUCUUCCUCCUCUUCUUCUUCCUCCUCGUCUUCCUCUUCUUCUUCCUCUUCUUCCUCUUCCGCUUCCUUUUCGCCUUCUCCUGCCGGUGGGGGAGAGCAGAGACGACGAGGAGCAGAAGACACUGCAAGUGACGCGAGCGUCUCUUGUCCUGAAACGUCGCGCAUGCAGAAGCUGUCUGCGUCUCUGUCGCGGCGAGGGGAGAGGAAACGCUCGUCAAUCAGGGGAAAGUACUCUCUGGAAAUCCUAGCUGCAAGAGUCCAUGCUCAGCGACGGCUUCCGAUUUGCUACCGAAGCCUCGAAGAGUAUAAGAGCCUGUUGGCGCCGCUGCUCUUCCUGGAGUUGAUUUUCCAGCUGAAGCAUGCGUUUCGCGAGCAGAUCCUCGAGCCUCGCCUCUGCGUCUUGGAAGAAGUUCGAAAAGGGAAGCAGUGGACGUGGAGCCGCCUUUCGAUGUCCCGAGUGUACCCCCAGCUCUCUGCGUUCGCCAGAACGUUCGCAAAGAGAAGUUCCUCUUCGUGGAGGCCUCGCGAACCUCCUUCCUCGACUUCCAGCUCUGCUGCAGAGAGCCUUCCGUUCACAGGAAGAGACCGCGGAGACAGAGGGGUCGACCCAGAGCCGUCGAGUCGUACCCCGCCCUGUCUCGUUACUACAGAGCGAGACGCGACAGACCGCUUCUUCCCGCCCUUCAGCAUGCACGAGCUCCUGCUGCUUCUCCCCGUGGGGUCGGCUUAUAGUCGGAUGUUCGACGCCGGGAGGCGCGGACGGGGAGAAGGCGAGGGCGGAGAAGAGCAGACAACGCUCGAACUUGCGGAGCAAAUCAUGAGACGCUUCGCCGGCAGAAGUUUCGCUGAGGUGGCCCGAGAGCCGAUUCAGUCUUUGUUUCUUUUAGGCUUGGUGGAAAGGGUCGACGACAGCGUCUCCAGUGUUUCGGACUUUACUGCAAGAGGCAAGGGGUCUGAGACAGGCGACACUGCAGAUCGAAGUGCCGUAGAGAAGAGUGGAGGCGGACAGUUUAUUCUACGUCUUCCUCACCUCGUCUCUGGGGACCUGUCGCAGCCCAGUGCGCUGUCUAGACACCAGAUGCACCGCAUGCCUCUCGAGCAAGUCGCCGUGAACACUUCCUGGAUAGCUGUCUCUCUGACGCAGCUGACGACCGCGGUGAGGGAAAUCCAGACGGUUUUUCUGAGUCAGUUGUCUCCACACUUCCCCUUUCUCUUGAACCCGCUGUCUCUCCACUUGUCUCCCUCUGACCCCACCCUUUCUGCUUCAUCCUCCUCGUCCUCUCCCCUACCUCCUUCUCUUCCUUCUUCUGCUUCUCUUGCUUCGAGAAGGUCGGCGCGAGAGGCUGCGCUCGCUGGGGCUUGGUUCAAGCAGGCGGUGGACAGAGAACUGAGUAGAGGCGUGUUGAAUGCUUCGCAGGCGGAGGCGAUCCGUGAUGUGUUGACGACGGAGACGAAGCUGGGUCUGAUUCAAGGACCUCCGGGAACGGGGAAGACGCAGGCGAUUUGCUCGCUGCUCGCGAUCCUUUACAGCCGACUCCGCGACCAGCAGCGCCUUCGAGAUAAGGAACAAAGUGUCGAGUCCGUUGUGCCUCGUUUCCUGGAUUCGCCUAGUGCUUCGCUUGCCUCGCGGAGGCAACACGAGGCAGGGCGAUCGUUUGCAGACCAGCCGACGCCCGCAUGCAGCGGGUUGAAAAAGAAAAUUCUCGUUUGCGCUCCCUCGAAUGCCGCCGUCGACGAGCUCGCUGAGAGACUGAUGACGCGCGGACUGGCACACCCCAUGACAGGCGAGGUAUUCAGACCCGCGUGUCUCCGGAUCGGGAAUUUAGAUCGCGUUCGCGAGUCGGUUUUGCCCAUCACUCUGGACGCCCAGGUGAAACGUCUGCGCGGGAGGUACGAAUGUCAGAUGGAAGCCGCGUUCCAGGUGUCGCUGCAGGAGUUGCGCGAGAAGAAGAAGUCUCUCGUUCAGCAGCAUCAGUGCGUCCGCGUUCUUCUCUCUCGCGGCCCUGCUCUGGACGGGGCUCGACUGAACUCGCCCGACGGCGUCGACGAUCUGGUGGCCGCGAUGCUCUCCUCCACCUCGUCUUUUGCCGCGUCUUUUUCAGGCGAAGAAGGCAAGAAGACCCUCCGCGAGUUGCUCCCCGCUCUUGCGUGUCUUAGCCGCUUCGACCUGAAGGAUCUGAGAGCGACGCUCGACGCGCAACUCGAGGAUGUGAAUUCGCGUCUUUCCUGUCUCUUCGAAGCCCGAAGACAAGAUCGCUUGGCUCUGUCGCCUGCCUGUCGACAUCAAGUCGUUCUCAACUCGGACAUCAUCUUCGCGACGCUCUCGGCUAGCGCCCACGAACUGCUCUGUCCGUACACCCUGGCGACGCAGGCCGCUGCGGGUCUCGCUCACGCGUCUUCGAGGGGGGGCGCAGCCGCUUUGGCGUCUCUUUCGCCUUCACUUCCAGGACUUUCAACCCCUCAGGAGCAGAAAGCGAGCUUUCUGCAGGCGCAAUUUUUCGCCGCGAGACCUGCCUUCUCCUACGCGUAUCUCGUGGUUGACGAAGCGGGACAGGCGAGCGAAUUGUCGUGUCUCAUUCCUCUGCGACUGGCGCCGGAGAGAUGCAUCUUGGUGGGGGAUCCGCAGCAGCUGCCGUCGACAGUCUUCUCCUCGUUAGCCGAGAAACGCGGACUGGGCCGCAGCCUCCUCGAGCGUCUCGCGCUCUGUGCAGCGGAAGACAACAAACGGAGAGAAGGCCGACGCGGGUCCACAGACUCUCGAGAGGGGGAGAAGAAGAACAGGGGAGAAGAGAAGACGAAGACGGGGGUGGAAGAGGGAGAGUUGGAGGAGAAGGGAGAAGAGAGGGAGAAUGCGGAGCGAGAAGGGAGAGGCCAGACGAGGAAGGACGGGGGAUCCAAGUCGAGAGAAGAAGGACUAGAAGGUCCAUUAGGAGAUGAAGAAGAACGGAAGCGCCUCAAGUCAGGGGUCUCCCUUGCCCUGGGAACUACGAACCUAAGUCGCACCAGUCGAAACCUCAAAGUGAAUCUCUUGACAACCCAGUACAGAAUGAGGGAAGAAAUUGCUCGUUUUCCGUCCGAGGCGUUUUACGACGGUCGCUUGGAGACAAGUCCGUCGGUCUUGUUGCGGCCGCGGCUGCCGUGCUUUCGACUCCACUGGCUCUUCGCACCUCUCAAGUUUUUUCGUGUGCCGAGCGUCGAAGAUCGAGGAAAUGCGAGGUCUUCUUCUCUCGCCAACUACGAGGAGGCGCGUUUCGUCAUCGGUCUUCUCCGAAUACUGUAUAUCCACUUUUGUGACGGACCGCACUCAACGUCCUCGUCUGAACGUGAGAAACGUAAUCUUGGCUGCUCCUCAGGGUCUUCCUUGCCUCUUCAUUCUUCCGCUUCUUCUCCAGGUUCUUCGUCGACCUCCACUUCUACCUCUUCUUCAAAGGCUUCUGCUACAUCUUCAUCUAAGUCUUCAUCAUCUUGUGCUGCAUCUGCUUCUCGCUCCUCUGUUUCUUCUUCUCCGGUCAGACAGAAGCUUUGCGAUGUGGGGGUGGUUACGCCCUACCGUCAGCAGGUGUCUCUUCUUCAGCAGUUGAUUGCAGAAGAUCCUGUUUUGAGCUUGGCGCGCGAGCGACCUGAAAUCAACACUGUCGACGCCUUCCAGGGACGAGAAAAAUCGAUUAUCAUCAUCUCUUUCGUCAGAGCGUCCGGAGCUGCAGCUCUUGCUGCUCAAGCCGUCGACUCUCGCGACGCUCGUGGCAGAAGCGAGAAAGGCAGAAGCCAAAGAGAGACAGGAAACGACGCAGGGACAGAGCUAACGAAGCAGAGAGGGAAUGAGAAGGGAUCAGAGAUAGGAAAGCGUAGAGGAGACGAAGCUGGGAAAGAGGCAGAAGAGCGAGGAAGAGGUGUGAUGAAAGCAUCCCUGCCACCAAGAGUUUCAGUGGAAGCGCGAAAUGCCGCUGUCGCGCGUGCUGCGUCCCCCACAUUAUCCGACCCGCAAGAAGGUGGAUUGAGCGACUGUUCUGACCCGGCGUCUUCGCCGCCUUCUGCUUGUGCAACGGCUUUCUCGACUCUCGGAUUUGUGGCCGAUUUUCGACGGCUGAACGUCGCCUUGACGCGAGCGCGAGACGCUCUGUGGAUCGUUGGGGAUGACGAGACGCUCGAGACACAUUCGACGUUUCGGCGUUUCCUCGCCUACGUCCGCAGUCUUCCAGGAGACGCGUAUGUCGAUCUUCUGAAUCCGCCGAAACCGCUGAGACGCCUAAUGGACCGUCGAGGGCGAGAGAGCGCCGCAAAGUGCCGGCGUCUAGACACCCCGCGCGCAUGCGUCGGAGGCAGGGGCGCAGGGAAGCUGUCGAGAGAGGAGGAAGGACUGCUUUUCGAGUUUUUCGGCGCGGUUGAAGAAGACUUCAGAUGCAGCAGAUCCACGGCGGAGAACGACGAUGGGGAGAGACGCCUGCCACGAGGUGGUAGAGAGCACGCGACUGUUCUUCAGGCCUCAAGGGAAAGGGCACAGCUGUCUGCAGAGACAAGAGGAACAAGAGCUGAGGGCGCAGAUCUGCGAAUGGAGGAGCAGCUGCGAGACGAAAAGAAGAGAAAAACCAGUGGUGAUGCCGUGCGGCGGGUCCGACCUCCACACCCCUCAAGAAGGUGAUGCAUUCAAGGAUUUUUCGCCGUGUUUAUCUUGGCAAGUGCAUGCUCGCAAAGACAUGUGAGUAGAAAGGAUCGGAUUCUUGCUGGCCUGGCACCUGUUUAGGAACUGGGUGGAUGCUCUUCACGCCAUCGUGAAAGUCUGGGUGUACCGGAUCCAAUUUUGUGUGUG
Molecule: messenger RNA, 12114 nt
Organism: Toxoplasma gondii ME49
Lineage: Eukaryota; Apicomplexa; Conoidasida; Eucoccidiorida; Sarcocystidae
Exons: 8
Coding region: 1-11946 (3981 amino acids)
Molecular function (GO): helicase activity
Source: RefSeq, a predicted model, not a curated record